GGUUCGUAAAGUCGAAAACGUCACGGACAAGAUGUGCGUAGAGCGCGGGCUCAUGCUCAUGAAGGUCAACGCCAAACCCGAGCAGCGAACGGAGCUGGCGGAGCUCGCCAAGAUCUUUCGAGCGUCCAUCGUGGACGUCUCCCCGACGUCGCUCACGAUGUCCACCGUCGGCGAUCCGGGCAAGAACCGCGCGUUCCAGCAGGCGUGCCUAAAGUUUGGCAUCCUCGAGGUGGCCAGGACCGGUAAGCUGGCGCUGAAGCGCGAGCCCGUCUUCUCGGAGUCCCGCAGGCGCCGCGUGAAGCUCAUGGAGGCCAUGAAGGAGGCGCGCGCGGCGGUCGCGGGCCUCAGGGGCGGUUCGGGGUCCGAGAAGGAGGAGCUCAUCGCCAGCCGGAUCGUUCGAGCCGUCGCGAACAUGGGGGAAGGGGGCGACGGCGAGCUCAACAUCGGCGACACCUACGCCGCCAUGGAGGACGGCGACGGCAGCGGCGUGUGGGACGUGCCCGUGCUCAACGCGCAGUACCAGGGCGCGGGCAAGUCCGGCGGCAUCGACAUGUCCGACGGCAUCCCCAAGAUGGACCCCAACGCCAAGUACACGCCGCACACAAUCUCCAUCGUCGUCAUGAACAAGCCGGGGGUCCUGGACGUGGUGACUGGGGUCUUCGCCAGGCGCGGGUACAACGUCCAGUCCCUGGGCGUCGGGCCCGAACGGACGUUCGACAUCUCGCGCAUCUCCACCGUCGUCCCGGGCACCUUCGACGACAUCACCAAGCUGCUCCGUCAGCUCCUGAAGGUUCCUUACGUGAUAUCCGCCGAGGACAUCUCUCGAACGCCCUUCGUGGAGCGCGAGCUGAUGCUCGUCAAGGUGGUGUGCCCACGCAAUAUGCGCGGGGAGCUCGUCGACCUGUGCAACAUCUUCCGGUGCAAGGUUGCGGACGUCAGCGAGGACACGGUGACGAUCGAGGUUAGCGGGAAGGUGAGCAAGAUUGGCGCCAUCCAGUCGCUGCUGGAGCCCUACGGCAUCCUGGAGGUGGCGAGGAGCGGGCGGGUGGCGCUUCCCAGGGACUCCGGCGUGGACUCGAAGCUCCUCGCGGCGAUCGAGGACGAGGGCGACCUGGAGUUCGCGUGAGGCACGGUUCACGGAGGGAGAGAUAGAGAUAGAGGGUGUCUGUGGGCGCGGGCGCGUCACCGGGAUAGUUUGAGAUUUUUUUCUUGGAACGGACGAUAUUUUGUGGAGC
Molecule: messenger RNA, 1235 nt
Organism: Micromonas commoda
Lineage: Eukaryota; Viridiplantae; Chlorophyta; Mamiellophyceae; Mamiellales; Mamiellaceae
Exons: 1
Coding region: 32-1126 (364 amino acids)
Biological process (GO): L-valine biosynthetic process
Cellular component (GO): cytosol
Molecular function (GO): acetolactate synthase activity; acetolactate synthase regulator activity
Source: RefSeq, a predicted model, not a curated record